Lates calcarifer (barramundi perch) is the source of this 1999-nucleotide messenger RNA. Its product is annotated as prostaglandin F2-alpha receptor-like. The transcript has 3 exons. Gene Ontology annotation, biological process: positive regulation of cytosolic calcium ion concentration; inflammatory response; adenylate cyclase-activating G protein-coupled receptor signaling pathway. NCBI's taxonomy places the organism in Eukaryota, Metazoa, Chordata, Actinopteri, Centropomidae. The record is from RefSeq and is a predicted model, not a curated record. Gene Ontology annotation, molecular function: prostaglandin F receptor activity. Bases 257 to 1366 code for a protein of 369 amino acids. Gene Ontology annotation, cellular component: plasma membrane.
CUGAAGCUCGUCUGUGCGCUCUCAUUGAAACUUGGCACCAGCUGAGCGCACACACGGAACAAGUGGCACAGAUCACCGUCUCGACAGGAGGAUCGAAGGAGAGCAGUGUCGGUACGUUCAAUGGCAUUCAUUGCUCUGCUGACCGGACGUCACUUUUAUGUUUUAUUAACUAUAAUUAAAGCCAAAGAGUGAGGGGGGCUGCUGACUUAUGGCGAGUUGUGUGGGAGAAGACCAAACCUGAGGUCUCAUUUCCACCAUGUCAGCCAAUGAGAGCUCAGAGUCAGGCUGCAGGUCAGAGGUCAGACUGGACAACAGCACCUGCACACAGAAGGAGCUGUCCGUCACCCCCUCCGUCAUCUCCAUGACUGUGGGCAUCUUCUCCAACAGCCUCGCCCUAUUCAUCCUGGCCAAAUCCUACAACCGCAUCCGGAUCAAGUGCAGGGCGUCCUUCCUGCUGUUUGCCAGCAGUCUGGUGGUCACUGACCUACUGGGUCACCUCAUCAGUGGCUCCCUGGUGAUUUUUGUCUACAGCUCUCACAAGAAAUGGGAGAUGUUUGACCCUCACCGCAUCGUGUGCGGCGUCUUUGGGGCGUGCUUGGUGUUCUUCGGCCUGAGCCCCCUGUUCCUGGGGAGUGCCAUGGCGGUGGAGCGCUGCAUCGGUGUCACAAGGCCCAUCUUCCACUCCACCGUGCUGGCUCCCCACCACAUGAAAAGGCUGCUGGUUAUCACAUGGCUGCUCCCUGCCCUGGUGGCUGUGCUGCCUGUGCUGCUGCAGAGACCCUACGAGGUUCAGAUCUCCAGGAGCUUUUGCUUCUUCCACACGGAGAAACCCAAAGACUGGCUGGAUGUGUUCCUGCCUCUGCUUUUCUCUAUGCUCGGGCUGCUCGCACUGCUGCUCUCCAUUGUAUGCAACGCUCUGACAAGCUGUGUUCUGCUGCAGGCCAGGCUGCGCCGCAAGCAUCACUGCAGGGGCACUUCUUACCACACAGAAAUGAUCUGCCAGCUCCUGGCCAUCAUGUUGGUGUCUUGCGUUUGCUGGGGCCCAUUACUGAUUCAUGUCAUCAUUCUCAGCACCAGAGCCACAGACGAGCCCACGUCCCUCACUCUGCUGACGGUGGUACGCAUGGCCACGUGGAACCAGAUCCUGGACCCUUGGGUCUACAUCCUGCUGAGGAGAGCUGUUCUGAGGAAAAUCUUCAAGUUGUCCCGCUGCUGCUGGGGUUCAACGUCUCAAGACCUGCACAGCUGGCAGCGCAGCAUGCUCCGCAGCUCCAUUGAGACCAGCAACUCUGGUGCCGGCCCGUCUGCCUGCCACUGCCUCAGCAGGUUACCUCCUCCAGAUACUACGAUCAAAUCAAUUACCUGAACCCUGGUCUGGAUUGUUCUGAUCUGAGGACUGAGAAAAAGACAGGAGACAGCUGUGAAGAUGUGGAGAACUUUGUUGAAAUAGGAUCAUCUGGAAUAUUGUGCACACUACAUAAUGAAGAGUCUGUUUCAUGUUGCAAACUGAUCACCAUGAAGUAACAGUAUUGUGGUGUAUUGUGUACUUUUUGUAUUUAACUUUCAGCUCUGUUUUAUGCUGCAUUCACUCUGGCUUGUGCUUUUUGUAUAGCAAAAGCUACUGUCUUUAUUAUUAAUUCUGCUGAAAUUUACACAUGGCAGCUCCAGGCUAUGCCUAUUUUUAUUCUUAUAUAUUUAAGUGUUAAUGAUUAUAUCAUACAGAUAGUAUUGAAUCAUCACAGUCUAGUUGUGUGUUAAUGAUGUUUUUUUACUGUAACCUGCUGAAACUAUCUAUCUAUCUAUCUAUCUAUCUAUCUAUCUAUCUAUCUAUCUAUCUAUCUAUCUAUCUAUCUAUGUCAUGUCAGUCUGUGCUCUGCUUCUAGGUAAUAUGUACAUUAAAAUAUGAUGCUCUGCACAAGUGUUUAUAUAGUGCGUCAUCUUCCUCUCAUGAAAUUUCUUCCAUUUCUCUGGGCUAAACUGUGUAAUAAAGCUGAAAUGG